AUGCGCACAAGCCUCUCCUGGCCUCCGCACUACUUUUCCCAGCAACCCGUCGUAGCUGACAAUCAGGCUGCGUCUCGUGACGUCACUUCCGCCACAACAACCUGCCUGCCACCGGAAACCAGUCGCUUCCAGGUUUCGGCCGUCUUCUGCUGCCUGCGGCCGCUCGGUUCCCCUGGCGCCUUGUUUGAAUGCGGGCCCUGGGUCAGCCCGGGCCAAGGGGAGACUCCGCCUGGGACCGAGCCAGGGUCCUCCUCGACCCCCCACGUAUACUGGCCCUGCAGGUCGGGGCAAGUGGCGCCCAACGUGGGGCUCGAGGUCCGGACUUCUGCCAGGCGGACCAGCAUUGAGAGACGAUUCGUCGCGACCCCCUCCUUCUCAUUGCUCAUGAAGAGCCCCUGCGUUUUGAAAAUGACGAUCCUCGUAAUUUUCCUCCUGUUCCGUGGGAGCCACGGUGGUUUUCAAUCUCCUGACCCAGUAGCGCUCAGCCGUGCCCUCUUUGGAAGCCCUUGUGACUGGGCGGGGGCACGUUCACUGUCCGUCCCGCCACCUACACGCAAGAAGUGGACUGCGGGGAAAAGACAGCCUACCUCGCCUACCGUCAUUCUAUCACGGGCGUCUCCAAACCCAAGUGGGAAUGCAUUGAGGCUUCUCUUAAAAACACCGUCAAUAUCCAUUACCACCAACUUGCUUCGUCAGAAGAUCCUACUGAUACCAUGGAAGAGGGUCUCCAGUUCUCGAAGCUCGUGCAUCCGGAAUCUCGCUGCUCGCGGUGGUGGAGAAAUAUUAAGGAUAAAAAGUGAUCUGGCAGCUGUGAGAGAGCCCAUGACGGGAAUAUUGAGGUCCCAUGUUUCAAAAAAAAGCGCGGCUGCAGUUGUUUCCCCAUGACGGGAAUAGAGUGAGGCCAUGAUGGGUUACGUCGUGGGGUCCCCUCGCUUAGCCUAAGACAGGGACCACUGCCACUAAUGCGCUUUGAACAUGGAGGCCGACUUCAUAGCCUAAGACAGGCCUCUCACCUGCUAUUUUAAAUAAAAAAGGGGGACAUGCUGGAGGCCAGCACCUGGUAGUGGGCCCCUAACCCCGUGAGAUUACCACACCCCAAGCAGCUUGUUCCGGGACAAACCGUACCAUAACGUGUUCCUGUCAGGGCUAACCGCAAGAUUGCCACACCGCCCCUGGAAAGUCCC
Molecule: messenger RNA, 1184 nt
Organism: Phascolarctos cinereus (koala)
Lineage: Eukaryota; Metazoa; Chordata; Mammalia; Diprotodontia; Phascolarctidae
Source: RefSeq, a predicted model, not a curated record